This is a messenger RNA of Ogataea polymorpha, 3921 nucleotides long. RefSeq lists its product as uncharacterized. Bases 1 to 3921 code for a protein of 1306 amino acids. The transcript is spliced from 2 exons. Gene Ontology annotation, molecular function: nucleic acid binding; protein binding. Gene Ontology annotation, cellular component: mRNA cleavage and polyadenylation specificity factor complex; nucleus. NCBI's taxonomy places the organism in Eukaryota, Fungi, Ascomycota, Pichiomycetes, Pichiales, Pichiaceae. The record is from RefSeq and is a predicted model, not a curated record.
AUGAAUACCUUUCACCAAUUCGUGGACCCAACAACAUGCUUGGGCUCGACUUAUUGCAAUUUUGUAUCUCCCACAAGCCACAAUCUGGCUGUUUCCAAGGGGAACAUGCUUCAAAUCUUUGAAAUCGAACUCAGGUACAAACUUCAGCUUAUUGGCGAGUACAGGCUGAAUGGACAGAUAAUCAACAUAGACAAGUUUAGAUCCAAUGAGAACGAAUCGUUGGACUACUUGAUUGUUUCCACAAAAUUGGCAAAACUGUCGGUCAUCAAAUGGGAUUCCCAGUUGCACGCUAUUUCGACUGUCAGCUUGCACUACUAUGACACGGCGCUUGAUGCGUUGACGGUGGAAAAACUCGGCAAAACUAGUGUCCAACAUAGAACCGACCCUAAUUCGUUAUGCACAUGCUUGCGACUCAACGAGCUGUUCACUUUUCUUCCCUUCUACAAAGAGUACUUAGAAGAAGAAGAGCUGAAAGAUGAUGCAGAAGAAGCUAAGGACAUCAAAAAGAGAAAGAAGCUUUUCACGGAGAGUUUCAUUUUGAAUGCCUCUUCUCUUCAUCCAGACAUCAAGAACAUUGUGGAUUAUCAGUUUUUGCACUCCUAUAGGGAUCCUACGAUGGUAAUUUUAUAUGCUCCUGAGACAAUGACGUGGGCUGGACACCUCCCCAAGGCCAAGGAUACACUGAAAGUGAUCGUUUUGUCGCUCGAUCUUGAAAAUAAAAAAGCCUCCACCAUCAUGGAACUUACCAACCUGCCUUUCGAUGUUGACUAUAUAUAUCCGCUAGAAAGUCCUACGAAUGGAUUUUUACUGGUUGGGUCCAACGAAAUCAUCCAUGUUAAUUCUCUGGGGUCCAUGAGAGGUAUUUAUACAAACGAGUAUUUCACAGAUAUAUCAAAUUUGAAGCUCAAAGAUCAGUCAUCACUUGGUCUGAUGCUAGAAAAUUCCCGCGUUGGACUCGUGAAAGAAGAUCAGGUCUUGAUAAUAACCGAGUCCGGCGACUUUUAUCAGUUGACUUUUGAGAAGAUCGGUGGCAACUCUACUAUCACCGGUCUCCAGAAAGUUGAGCUUUCAAACUACAAGGGCAUAACUGUAAACCAUCCAAUUAUGAUCACCAGUGUUCCCUCAUUAGACCUCUUUUUUGUCUGCUGUCAAGGUGGAGACUCUUUAUUGAUCCGGAUCAGCAGUAAAAGUGGUGUGCUCCUUCAAGAAACCAAGGAGCAGAAUGGUAGCUCGAAAGAGACGAAAGAUGACGACGAUUGGCUAUAUGAUGAGGAAGAUCAAAAAAGCCACAAGAGCUCUCUGGUCAACUCGCAAUUCAAGAAAAUGGACAGUAUACUGAACUGUGGGCCUCUGGUGGACUUUACUCUAGGCCGAGUCUCUAUAGAGCAAAAAAUCAUGGGGCUGCCAAACCCUAAUUAUAAUGAAGAUGUUCUGGUUGCUGCUUGUGGGGUGGGCCCCAACAGCUGUGCCUGUGUUUAUUCUCCAACAAUCAAGCCCAUCGUGAAGUCGACAUUGAAAUUUUCCAAUGUCGACAAGGUGUGGACUCUGACAAACAAGAGUGGAUUCACAAGAUAUCUCAUCACAACUGACUUCACUAAUUUCAAAACAGAAGUGUUCCAAGUGAAUAAGAACUACAAAAAUCUUUAUUCCAAGGAUUUCAACAAUAAGCAGUAUACUCUUCAAUUUGGUACAAUCACGACAGAUUCUGAAAAUCGGAUUGUCCAGGUGACGCCGUACAAAGUGACAGUUUUUACCUUCAAGUUCCAGGAGGUGGUUGCUCUAGAGUAUGACUUUGAAAUUAACUCUACUUUCAUCUAUGGCAAUUACAUUGUUGUUAUUAUGAAAAGCGGUGAGCUUGAUAUUUUAGAGUUCAAAGGAGACAAACUUGAGAAGCUUGAUUUGCCUGCACUGUUGAACUACCUGAUUUUUACCAAUGGCUGGAUAUGUGAGUCCUCUUUGUUGAACCAUAUAGGUAGUGGGGCAGUCAAAAGGGACUCCGAAGGCACGCCUGUUGGCGGCACGGAAAAUAGCAAGAGUGAAAUUCUUUUCUGGCUCGUGACAGCCGAUAAUCGGUUGUUGGUAUUCCAAAAGGAUCACAAGGAGAAAGUGUUUGAGUUCACAGAUAUUCACAAGUUCCCAGAGCUUUUGACUCUAAAUCCUAUGGAUGUCAAUUACGAAGCUGAUGUGGAUCCCAUUAUCAAGCAAAUCAUGUUUACGAAACUUGGUAACAGCUCCAGCUCUAAGGAUUACCUGGUUGCCCUAACUUUUGGAGGAGAGGUCCUCAUCUACGAAACAUUUUUCGAUCCUAUAGAAAGGACAUACAAGUUGAUGAAGAUCAACGAGAUGUGCCAGUUCCCGAUCGUUGGUGCUCCAGAUAAUUCUUAUGCUCACGCGACAAAGAUCGAAAGGUACCUCAUCAGCGUGAGCAAUUUCCAAGGGUACAAAGCUGUUUUAGUGACUGGAGCAAGUGCGUUUGUGAUACUCAAAGAAUACAAUAGUAUUCCUCGGAUGUUACAAUUCACGAAAAGAUCAUCGCUUUAUUUCGCUGAAUACAAUACCGAUAAAUGUCCAAACGGUGUGAUCUCUAUUGAUGAAACCAAGGCCUGUCGUAUAUGCCAAUUGGAUAGCAGCUACACUUACUCAAACAGGUUGCCAAUAGCCAAGUAUAAGAUCGGGGACAAGACAAUCAACAAGAUCAGCUACCACUCUCUUUCUAACACUUAUAUCAUUUCAACCUUGGAAGAAGGUCCUUAUAAUCCCGUCGAUGAGGAUGGAGAGCCGCUUCCUGGAUUGCGUGAUGACAGAAAGCUGAAGUCGACGUCUCUGAAGGGCACAGUUCACUUGGUUUCGCCCGCCAAUUGGACAAUCAUCGAUACAGUCGAACUCGAAGACAAUGAGUAUGUGACCUCGAUCGAGGUGAUCGAACUAAAGGUUUCCGAGACCAUUGCCACCAAAACUGUCGUUUUAAUUGGAACUGCAAGAUGCAGAAACGAGGACCUCGCUACACAUGGAUCUUGGAAGAUCUACGAGGUGAUUGAUAUCGUUCCGGAGCCUGGAAGACCAGAAGCGAAGAAUAGAUUGAAAAUGAUCACAUCAGAGACGGCCAGAGGUCCUGUUCUCUCCAUUUGUAACGUGAGCGGCCGUUUUGCAAUUGUCCAAGGACAAAGAAUGCUUGUUCGUACUUUGCAGAAAGACGACAAUGUGGCUCCUGUUGCCUUUACAGACACGUCCAUAUAUUCGAAGGAGGUGAAGACUUUCAAAAACCUAGUACUCAUAGGAGACUCAUUCCAGAGUGUCUCUCUCUAUGGCUUUGAUGCCACUCCAUACAGAAUGUUGCAUUUUGGAAAAGAUGAGCAGAAUGUUGAAUUACGAGCUGCUGACUUUUUGGUGCACGAUGGUAAUCUGCAUAUUUUGGUGGCAGACGAAGAUUCUGUUUUCCACUUGCUACAAUAUGACCCUUAUGAUGGAAACUCGAUGAAAGGUCUCAAGCUUUUGCGCCGAUCGCUGUUACGCUCAAAUGCGCUUACGACAAAGAUGAUUUCAGUUGCAAGAGCUAGAUCCCUAUUUUCGAUGGUGAGCACGCUGAACCACGAAGACGAUUUGGGCUACGAGAUCAUUGGUAGCAAUAUUGACGGCUCCUUCUACAAGGUGAUGCCAGUCAACGAGUAUCAAUACAGAAGAUUGUAUUCUAUUCAGAACUAUCUAUAUGACAAGGAGCUGCAUUGGCUAGGUCUGAAUCCGAAAUCCAACGCCAUUGGAGGUCUGACGGAGCUAAUGCCCUCAAUCAAGAGACUUUUUAUUGAGCUCAAUAUGUUCCAUAGGUUCAUUGGGUUCAAUAAUGACAGGAAGAAGCAGAUUAUGCAAAAAUUGGGCAAAAACUCGUACGCUGAAGUGUACAAAGAUAUAAUAUCUCUGCAAUAG